Molecule: messenger RNA, 693 nt
Organism: Myotis brandtii (Brandt's bat)
Lineage: Eukaryota; Metazoa; Chordata; Mammalia; Chiroptera; Vespertilionidae
Gene: SOFU1
Product: chromosome unknown open reading frame, human C7orf34
Biological process (GO): fusion of sperm to egg plasma membrane involved in single fertilization
Source: RefSeq, a predicted model, not a curated record
AUGGGGAGCAAGGUGAAAGACCUAGAAGCUGGCUCCCACAAGCAAGGUGCCCAGGAGGAGCAGGGAGCCUGCUGGGCACUGGGAGUGGGGAAGGCACAACAGUGGAUGGGCAGACCCAUGACUUCCCUGGGCUCCCAGCUCCUCAGAGCAGCAUUACUGGCAGCCAUCCUACUUCUGCUGUGGGUGAAGGGGGUGAAGCCUCAGGGAGGGAGCCCAGGCCCCAAUGAGAGGAGUCAGAAAGAACAAAUGCCCUCUAAAGACCAAAAUCAAGAGCAGUUCGAAGAGUACUUUGUGGCCUCCUCAGUGGGUGAGAUGUGGCAGGAGGUGAACAUGGCCCAACAAGAGGAUGAAAAGACAUCGGAGAUGGAGAACACAGCUGUUCGUGACCACCUAUUCGACCUAGCCUUGUGCUUUAAUGUGGCCAGUGUUUUGGUUUUUUUAUAAGAGACAUUGAAGAUGAGGUGGCAGCCUUUUUCCUGGAUGAGGACCUGGAUAUCUACCUCGGCUUCAUGAUAGCUUACUGACCCUUUCUCCCCUGGGCGUUAGGUCACUAUUCCCAGGGAGACGUACACACAGUGUCCUGCCCCUUGUCUGCCCCUGCUAUGAGCUCCAUCCCUCAGGGCCCGAUACACCAGACCCAUGCUCUUCUCUCUUCCAUGCCCCUACUGGCUUUGUUCAGCACAGCAGAUUAGG